This is a messenger RNA of Trichosporon asahii var. asahii CBS 2479, 978 nucleotides long. RefSeq lists its product as uncharacterized. The transcript has a single exon. Bases 1 to 978 code for a protein of 325 amino acids. Lineage: Eukaryota; Fungi; Basidiomycota; Tremellomycetes; Trichosporonales; Trichosporonaceae. The record is from RefSeq and is a predicted model, not a curated record.
AUGAUGAGCGACGAAAUGUGGCCCGAGGAUGAAGAGGCAGACAUGAAGAGGCGCCAGGACGAGCAGCCCAUGAGCCCUUUCGUCGUCAUCCGUGAGCUCGCCGAAUAUCUGGAGCUGACAUCAGUUUAUGUCGUUUUCUUCUACCUUGUGUGGCAAAUCCUUACUCGUUCCGACGAAAACGAGAUCCUGUCCCAUCUACCCUCCACCUCGCCGCUGCGCGGCCAGCAGGGCCUUGCUGUGGAGCACUCUGCCUCACAGCAGCAGCCGUACCAAUUUCCGUACGCGCUGCCCCACAUUCCUUCCCCGAUCCGCGACAUGGAGGCGGCGGCGGCGUCGGCGUCGUCCUCGACAUGGCGCACCGUCCUCCAGUCGAUCCUGUAUCCCUUCUACUUCCUCCUGACGCUGGCCGUCAUCCCGCUUCCGUUCCUGAAUCAAGCGUUGACCUUGAUCAUGUCGGUCGUCGGCACAAUCAUCUACCCGCUAACAUCGACGACGCGCCUGCUUUCGCGCACCUUCAUCGUUGCCCCGCUGCAGGUGGUGCAAGGCCUCUUCCAGGCGCUGUACCCCGUCUACGUUUUCGUCGGCGGUGUCCUGGGUCUCGGCUGCUUCCUCGGCAUGUCCGCAGGCUGGAUCGGGCAGUACUCGCUCGACCUGCUUCUGACGCGCAAGAGCCCGAAACGCAAGACCCGCCGCCACAAGACGAAAAAACACCACUCGCACUCUCAUUCUUCGACGUCUUCACCAGAUUCGAUCGACGCCUCUGCCGCUGUCGAGCGCUCUGUCGCGGCAGCCGGCAGUCCGCGCCAACCCCGCUCUCCCGAGAUCCGCACGUUCCACGGACGCUACGUCCCCGUCGCCGACAUCUACGACGACCGAGACUUCGAGCUGGCCGGUAGUGCGGUCAAAGCCGGACGAAGCUCGGCGCGCGAGCCCGUCGUCGUCGGCAUCCGCCGCCGCGGCAUGCGCUCCGACGCCUGA